Octopus sinensis (East Asian common octopus) is the source of this 2794-nucleotide messenger RNA. Its product is annotated as S-phase kinase-associated protein 2-like. Gene Ontology annotation, molecular function: protein binding. The record is from RefSeq and is a predicted model, not a curated record. The coding region runs from base 86 to 1504 and encodes 472 amino acids. The transcript has 11 exons. Gene Ontology annotation, cellular component: SCF ubiquitin ligase complex. Gene Ontology annotation, biological process: SCF-dependent proteasomal ubiquitin-dependent protein catabolic process. NCBI's taxonomy places the organism in Eukaryota, Metazoa, Mollusca, Cephalopoda, Octopoda, Octopodidae.
GUAUCUACUUCCGGUCGCAGUACGCAGGUCUGUGGGAAUCGUUCUGCUUUGGAGGCUGUUGUCGUGUUUGGCGCUAAAAUCAAACAUGGUUAAUGUGAAAGAAAGCAAAAAAUCCAAGACUACCGCCCACGAAAAAGAAAAUGCACCCAGUAGAAAGCGUAAAGCCAGCGGUUCCCUACCAGGCCAUCCUGCUUCAAAACAAAAAGAAUCUUGGUUCAUGGAUUCGGAAAACUACAUGUAUAAAGAACUCGGUGUUGGCCCGUUAACAGACAACAGUCAAGAUAGUAAUUCCAACAGCUGCCCACUAAAAACAUCUGUGGAAAAGACGCCAGCAACCCUAAUAUCCGACAACUGCCAGGUUCCUGAUGCACCUUGCGUGAUGGCCACCAGUCAUCUUGUAAAUAACUCUAACAGCAGCAGCCCCCAGAACCCUCGUAUUUUAAAGAGCUUGCCUCAGAGAGAUGAUGAUUUCAUUCGAAGGCGGAAGAAAGUUCUUUGUCGAUCUGGUUCAAGUUUGGCUGAGUUGCUUCCUGACUUGGUUCUGCUGAAUAUCUUCAAAUAUUUGCCCAAAGUUGUACUUACCAAGUGUGCGCAAGUGUGUAAAAAAUGGCAAAGAAUCAUGGAAUCCGAGUGUCUUUGGAAGCGCCUAGAUCUUGGCAACAAAACAUUAACCGAAGGAGUUCUUGGUCAGAUUCUCAACAGAGGUGUUGUUGUACUCCGACUAACGAGAGCUGAGAUAUCUUCUCCAAUCUACACUGGUCCAACUAGUGUCUUCAGUUCUACAAAGCUUUCUAAGCUGCAGUAUUUAGACCUGAGUAUAGCAAAUAUAUCUGUGCAGGGCUUGGGUGAGAUUCUGGCUAAGUGCCAUGACUUGCGUAAAUUGAGCCUUGAAAGUUGCGACGUCGACGAUGCUGUGUGUAGUUAUAUUGGUGAAAACAAACAGCUUGAAGUUCUGAAUAUGUGUAUGACCAGAGGAAUCACAGAUAAUGGCCUCAUGCCUAUUGCUUCCAACUGUAGAAAACUGGAAUCUUUAAAUCUUGCGUGGACAGGACUCGAACAACACAGCCUUAUGUAUCUUAGCUUAUGUUUACCUGAAAGUUUACUCAAACUAAAUAUAAGUGGGUUUCGAGAAAAUUUGACAGACGAAGAGGUUACCCAGUUAGUGAAGACUUGUCCUAAUCUCAUAACCGUGGAUCUCAGUGAUUCUUCAUUACUCACAGAAAACUCUGUCAAUGCAAUUGUUGGUUUGAAAAGCUUGGAACAUCUUUCUUUGACCAGAUGUAAUCGUAUCUUACCAGUUUCGCUUUAUUCCUUGAGCAACUUGCCUCACCUGUCUGUCUUAAAUAUUUAUGGAAUGUUACCUGAUGGAAUAUUGCAACAUCUCAGCGAUGCCCUUGGGAAAGUGGCUAUCAAUAAAUGUCCCUUCACAAAGAUUUCUCGCCCUACAACUGGUAUCCACAGAACCAGCAUCUGGGGUUUGAGAGUCAGAGACAACCCCCUAUGAAGUUCUUAUUCAUAUUUUUUUUUUUUCCCCUUCUUCCUCCUCCACUCAUUUCCCAGCUUAUCAUCAUCAUCAUCAUCAUCAUCAUUAUCGUUUUAAUUGAACUGAUCUAAGUAAAUACAAGGGUAGAUCAUUAAUCCCCUGUAUUUUGUUCCUGAAGCUCAGUGAUUGGAAGGAUUAACUUGUAGGUCCCUUUUCUUUUUAGGCACCACCCAGAUUGUGAUUUUUAUCCUGCUUCAGGACAGCACAUUGUAUUUUAUUACAUCCUAAUUAUCGUAGCAUUUCAUUGUCUAAUUAUCUCGAGACUUACUGUAAAAAUCAAACCCAUUCGUUAACACUGAAAUUGUUGUAUAUUGUUUAAAAUUGUAGGUUUUAUUUACCUUGAUGAAUUCGUUUCUUUUAUUUAAAGACUUUUAUUUGUUUUUUAAGCGUUAAAUUUCAUUGCAUAUUCUCUCCUGCCAAAUUCUGUGUAAAUUUUUAAUGUCAAAGCAAGGGAAUUUUUGCAAAAUAUUUCAAUUUAGUAACUGAUGAUUUAUCAUAUUUGAUGUCACAUAAAAGACACACAAACACAUAUUAGAUGCACCCCAGUGUCAACAACAUAUUCAGGGAAAAAUGCCUUUAGUGCCUUAAAGCUUAUAAGAGGUCCAACAUCAUGUAAAAAAAACUUGGGGUGGUGGGGGGGUUUUUUUGCGGAUGGGUCCUCAUGCCAUCGAAUACAAUAUAUAGGAAGCAAUGCUUAGAAACAAGAUUUUCCAUGUGGCACUUGUUACAGUCAAUGGAUAUUAUUUCUUGCCCAUGCUGUCUGUCUGUCUGCCUCGAUUGGUUUGUUUGUGUGCGUGCAUACACACAUACAUACAGACACACAGUUCAUACAGAAUUAAAUGUAUACACAAACAAAUGUAUAUUCAGCCAUACUAUUACAAAUUCUCACAUAAGCACACAUUCAUAUACACUUGUGCUCCUUACAUGUGACCUGUGUCCUAUUGAAUUUUCCUCCUGGGAAUUUUCAUAACAUCCUCAUGGGACCUCUGUUAGAAUCAUUGAUAGAGGCUGAGGUGGAGUGAGAAACGCUAAGCUGCCAUGCAGGUCUCACAAAUUAAGUUGUGGUCCUCAUAAUGCCAUGUGAUGUAUAUCUGUGGCACAAGUGGUUAGAACAUUGGCUGUUAAUCGUUUAGCGUCCGCUUUCCAUGCUAGCAUGGGUUGGAUGGUUCAACUGGGGUUUGGGAAGCCAGAAGGCUGCACCAGGCCCAGUCUGAUCUGGCAAUGUUUCUACAGCUGGAUGCCCUUCCUAAC